ACAAGGAAUAUUAACAUUCACACUUCUAUAUGACAAAUCAAGAAUCCAAGCUCCCUGGAAAAUCCUCUCCCCGCCUUUGUACAUGUGCAGGUCACUCCGUUACUGUGUUAGUCACUGCCUCCAUGCAGCAAUGACACGACUAGAAGAGGCAAACCAAGAGGUCAACAUGCACUCCUCAGUCAGAUAUUUGGGCUACUUAGCCAGGAUCACUUUACUAGUGGCCAUAUGUAUGGGCCUUUAUGUGAGGUGGGAACAGACAGCUCAGACAUUAAUAUUGGUGAUCUUUAUCUUGGGCCUUUUCAUCUUUGGCAUAGCAAGCAUCCUCUACUACUAUUUUUCUAUGGAAGCUGCCAGUGUAAGCAUUUCCAAUCUUUGGUUUGGCUUUCUUCUUGGUCUGCUCUGCUUUAUUGAUAACUCCCAGUUUAAAUAUGAUGUAAAAGAAGAAGCCACAAAAUACUUGCUGCUCUCCUCCAUCAUCAUCCGAGCAAUGUGUGCACUUGUGGAGAGGAUUUGUGGCUGUGUCCGUUACCGGCCCACCCUUCUAACAGCAGCAGAGUUUUUGGAACUGACUGGUUUUGCCGUCGCCAGCACCAUCAUGCUUGUCCAAAAGUCGCUGUGCAUCAUCUUGCUUAUCACGGCGCUUGCACUGAUAAUUAUUGACCUGAGAAUGAAAUCGUUCCUGGCAAUCCCAAACCUGGUUAUAUUUGCAGUCCUGACACCAGUGCUGUUUUUCCCAUCACUAAAUAUUCCCAUCAAUCCAUUUGCAUUGUCCUGCUUUUUCUGCUGCAUCAUUAGUGAGCCUUUGCUUGACGUGUACUUUAGCGGUCUUUCGGUAACCGAGCGAUGGAAGCCAUAUCUGUAUCGAAGUAGAAUUCUCCGAAGGUUUUCCGUCAUGUCUAUUGGAUUGAUUGAAGUCAUAUUUUUUGUUCUUGCCGCUUUUAAAUUGCAAGACCUGCAUCUGUGGUAUUUUGUUAUCCCUGGCUUUUCCAUCUUUGGUAUCUUUUGGCUCAUCUGCCAUAUAAUCUUUUUAAUUACUCUAUGGGGUUUCCACACUAAGUUAAAUGACUGCCAUAACGUAUACUACAGCCAUAGAACCGAUAACAGCCUUGAUAGGGUUAUGGCCUCAAAAGGAAUGCGUCACUUUUGCCUUAUUUCGGAGCGUUUGGUGUUCUUCAGUCUCCUGGCAACAGCAGUUCUUGGCGCUGUAUCUUGGCAGCCAUCCAAUGGGAUCUUUAUGAGCGCGUUUCUGAUUGUCUUACCUCUUGAGUCCAUGGCGCACGGUCUAUUCCAUGAACUUGGGAGCUGUUUGGGAGGGACUUGUGUUGGCUAUGCUGUUGUAAUCCCCACAAAUUUUUGCAGCCCAAAUGGACAACCAAUGCUGCUUCCGCCAGAACACGUACAGGAACUAAACCUGCGUUCCACAGGAAUGCUAAAUGCCAUCCAGAGAUUCUUUGCUUCCCACAUGAUAGAAACCUACGGCUGUGACUACUCUACAAGUGGUCUUACGCUUGACACCCUGCAAGGAAAACUCAAGUCUUUUCUGGAACUGAGAACACCUGAUGGGCCGAGGCAUGAUACUUACGUCCUGUACUACAGUGGGCACUCUCACAGUACUGGAGAAUGGGCUUUGGCUGGUGGUGAGACGUUGCGAUUAGAGACAAUCGUUGAGUGGUGGAGGGAAAAGAAUAGUACAUGUUGCUCCCGACUUAUCAUUGUGUUGGAUACAGAGAGCUCAACUCCUUGGGUUAAGGAAGUUCGAAAAGUUAAUGAUCAGUACAUUGCCAUUCAAGGAGCAGAGAUGGCAAGAAUUGUAGAUAUUGAAGAAGCUGACCCUCCUGAGAUUGGCGAUUUCACUACAGAGUGGGUGGAGUACAACUGUAACCCUGACCACAAUAUAAGCUGGUCUGACAGAGGACGCGCUGUGAAGGCCGUCUAUGGGGUGUCAAAGCACUGGAGUGACUACACCUUGCACCUACCAACAGGAAGCGAUGUGACAAAGCACUGGAUGAUUUAUUUCCCUCGCAUCACCUACCCCCUGGUCCACCUUGCUAACUGGUGUGGAGCCCUUAAUAUUUUCUGGCCUUGUAAAGUUUGCUACAAGUGUCUGAAAAGGUUGAAAAUGAAUUGGUUUCUUCCAGCUGUGCUGGACACAGGGCAAGGCUUUAAACUGGUUAAAUCUUAAGUACUGUUCUGAAAAGGCACAUUUUAUUCUAUUAUAUAUGUAUGUAUUUAUCUGUAGCAAUGUAAAUACACAGAUAGAUAUGUACAGACCUUGAAAUUACCUUUUCACGUCCUGAUUAAAAAGAAAACCUGCUGUUUCAGCAGUGCACUGCUUUGUUACAUUUGUCUGUACAGCUACGUACACCGGUUGUCCAUUUGUAUCAAUUUGUAAGUCCCAUUUCCUUACGGAGUCUUCUGGAUGCUUGUGAUGGUGCAUACACCACCUCACAUUAUGUAAACUGGAUGUUUAAAUUU
Messenger RNA from Nanorana parkeri, 2475 nucleotides. It is a transcript of the gene TMEM168, whose product is annotated as transmembrane protein 168. The coding region runs from base 83 to 2182 and encodes 699 amino acids. The record is from RefSeq and is a predicted model, not a curated record. NCBI's taxonomy places the organism in Eukaryota, Metazoa, Chordata, Amphibia, Anura, Dicroglossidae. The transcript has 4 exons.